UUAUUUUGCCAUUGCACAGUGACAGACAAGAGCUUUCAGAUGGUAUGGUUAAACAUUGAAAAAAGGUGUUAUAUCACUAUGAAAUAAGUGUUUGAAAAUACUGGCCACAGGGGAAUAAGGAGUUAACUACAGCGCUACUGGGGAAAAAGGAGUCAAGUUCAGUACUGUAUGAAAGGUGCUGCAGUCACUAUACACUCUCGCGGUGUUUUGCAAUAUUUAUUUCAUUGUUUUAUCCCAAAAUAUUCUUCACAUAAUUAUUUAUUCUUCAACCAUUGAUUUAGAAAUUGUGAUUUUCUAUUUUUUCUAUUGUGUUCUAUCAGUUGAAUCUCAACCUGUACGGUACUUGUUUUGAACACAGUGGUCAUUACAGUAGUUUUCAGUUCGUUGUUGAGGUUCUAGCGUUCCAGGUUAUGUGAAUGUGAUGUGUAUGAGCAAUCUAUAAUAGAUAAUUUAUUUUAUGAUUCGUUGAUUGUGAUAGCUUUUCAAUUAUUUAAUUAGUAACACUAAUUAGUGCAAUGAGUGACAGUGACGAAUUUUGCGAUAUCAAGACAAAAAAACGUAAAGUUAAAGGGAGAUUGAAUGAUGUGGCAAAAAAAAUUAGAAUGCAGAGCCAUGAAGCUGGUUCAUCGUGUAAGUGUAGAAAUAACUGCUUCGACAGUGAAGGACUCACUUUAGAAGUGAGGGACACAGUUUUAAAAAAUUUCAACCUCCUUGAAAGUGUAAAUGAACAAAACUCAUAUCUUUGCGGACUUAUUUCCAUUGUUCCGGUGCAAAAAAGAAGACCAACGGUAGCGAUUGAGUCAGCUAAACUUCGGGACGUUACCUGUAAGUAUAAAGUUCGAGCCGUCCAAAAUGAAAAAGUAUGUGAAUGGCUUAUCUGCCGAAAGGCGUUUAUAUCCAUUCAUGGCAUCACCAAUAAAAAAAUUGAGUAUUUAAUAAAUGCUUUGAAAGAAACUGGUUGUGCUCCAAAGGAUAAAAGGGGCAAUCAUAAAAACAGACCCCACAAAAUUAGCGAUGAGGUGAGAGAUCUGAUAAAAGAGCAUAUAGGCUCAUUUAAUGGAAGGGGAGCUCAUUACUGUUUGAAAGAUACUUCUAAAAAAUAUCUUCCCGAUGACCUGAAUAUUUCAAUUAUGCACAAAAUGUUUACAAAAAAAUAUCCCAAUGUAAAGUGUUCCUAUGAGACGUAUAGAUCUUCAAUGCAACAAAAUUUCAACAUUUCUUUUGGAUAUCCAAGAACGGACACCUGCAGUUUCUGCGAUGAGAACAAUGUGAAAAUUAAUGGUCUAAAAGCUCAAUUGAAGGAUGGGGAAGAUAAAACUCAGUUAGACAAAGAUUUAAAAACACUUGAAACUGACUUGAAGCUUCAUAAGCUUAAAGCACAAAAAUUCUACGAUAUUAAGAAGAAAGCUCGCUUGACAUCAAAGAAGAUAACAACAUAUGAAGGAAUUUGUAUUGAUUACGGAAGAAAUUUGAAUGUACCUAAUGUUACCACUAAUGAUGCUUACUAUAAACGCCAACUCUCGGUUUAUUCGUUUAAUGUACAUAUCCUAGGUAGUGGUAAAAGUGUUUUUUACAUGUACAAUGAGUGUGAUGGUAGGAAAGGAAGUGACAAUGUCUGUCAAAUGUUGUAUCACUUUGUGAAUAAUUAUUUACCUGAGGAUGUUAUGGACUUGCAUAUUUUUGGGGACUCUUGUGGCGGUCAAAAUAAGAAUUUAACAAUGUAUCGCUUCCUUCACUAUAUGGUUCAUGUUCAGAAAAGAUUCAAAAGUGUGCAGUUUACAUACCCAAUAAGAGGACAUUCCUAUACCGAAUGCGAUCGCAACAUGGGCUGCGUAAAAUCCAACUUUUGGGCUGACUUGCCAUCAGAGUGGGCCGAUCAUAUUCGUGAUGCUCGCCAAAAUCCGUCACCGUUUAUUGUAGAGGAGAUUGACUACACUUUUUGGAGAGAGUGGACAACAUUUUUUCAGCAGACAUAUUCAAAGAAGAUUCCAGUACUCAUACGAGCUAUGAGAGAAAUAAAAGUAACACAAACUUCUGACCGACUGCUGCAUUUCAGAAAUAAUUAUAGUGGUCACUGGGACAAUGUUGUCAUAACAAAACCUAAGAGAAAAAGGUUUCAUGUUGAGCAAUCUACUCUUCCUGAAUUUUCUUAUACAGGGAAGUUGCCAAUUUCUAUGGAAAAAUAUAAGGACAUUAUGGACCUGACUCGCUAUUGCAAGAAUCUGGCUGCAAAACAGUUUUUCAUAAAUCUUCCCCAUGGAGACAAUAAUAGGAAUUAACUCUUGGAAUAUAAAAAUGAUGAUGAGUAUCAAUAAAAGGAAAAACGUGAGUAGUUUUAAUACUUUUGUGAACAAUUUGACAUCCUACAUGGAAAAUUUCUUAUUAUGAAUAAAUAACUUACAUGAAUAAACAUGGGUAAUACUUUUUAUUAUUUACCCUAAUAUUGAUUUAUUAGCAUGUCUAGGCUAUUUUGAGAAUUUAUAUUUUCAUCUGAUAUCAUAAUAUAACAUAAUAAUCAAUAUCAGUAUUUAUAUCCUAGAAAGCAUGAUUGCUAGAAUCUAUCAUUACAAGGUAUUCAAUAAUUAUGACAUGCAUACCAGUAUGCACAGAUAGAAUUUAAAAUGGAAAAAGGAGUUAUGUUGUGUUCAUAACCCCUUUUUCCCUGGUUGUUUUGGUUAUUCUCAAUGAAAAUAUAUUUUUAUGUUAUUAGUAUUUAAGCUGAAGGGCAAUAAAUUUAAUAUGUAAUUCUCAAAUAUGUUGGUAUCACGAGGAAAAAUUAUCACACAAAUACUUUGAAAAAUUGGUUUGGUAUUACAAAUUUUAUGUUAUUUUUUGCGCUCCUGAAAAAAGUGGCAUAAGUGUCUUAACUCCUUUUUCCCCUGUGCCCU
Molecule: messenger RNA, 2888 nt
Organism: Nilaparvata lugens (brown planthopper)
Lineage: Eukaryota; Metazoa; Arthropoda; Insecta; Hemiptera; Delphacidae
Exons: 2
Coding region: 516-2279 (587 amino acids)
Source: RefSeq, a predicted model, not a curated record